This is a messenger RNA of Chanos chanos (milkfish), 1758 nucleotides long. RefSeq names its product CCZ1 vacuolar protein trafficking and biogenesis associated (gene ccz1). The record is from RefSeq and is a predicted model, not a curated record. The coding region runs from base 157 to 1599 and encodes 480 amino acids. Gene Ontology annotation, cellular component: intracellular membrane-bounded organelle; Mon1-Ccz1 complex. The transcript has 17 exons. Gene Ontology annotation, biological process: vesicle-mediated transport. NCBI's taxonomy places the organism in Eukaryota, Metazoa, Chordata, Actinopteri, Gonorynchiformes, Chanidae.
GUCACUUUCAUUGAGCGACGCUUUUCUCUGUUUAUUUUAUAUCAUUCGUCAACAAACCAAACAUUAGAGUUUGCCACGUUACCAUGCUUUAAGAGGUAAAGGCAUGCUUACCGAGAAGCUUCAGAAGGCGACCAACUGUAAACUCAAACCACACUAAUGCUGAUGAUAAGUCCGAGAAUGGCCUCUGGAACGCAAGAAAAACAAUAUAACCCAUCGUUGCUCAACUUUUUCAUUUAUAAUCCUAAAUUUGGUCCACGGGAAGGAGAGGAAGAGAAGAAAAUUUUGUUUUACCACCCUAGUGAAGUUGAGAAGAACGAAAAGAUCCGAAAUGUAGGACUCUGUGAGGCCAUUGUUCAGUUCACCAGAACGUUCUGUCCGACAAAGCCUGCGAAAUCUCUCCACACGCAGAAAAACAGGCAGUUUUUCCACGAGCCAGAGGAGAAUUUCUGGAUGGUCAUGGUUGUACGAAAUCCAAUGAUUGAAAAGCCUAACAAAGAUGGCAAACCUCCAACCGUAGAAUAUCAAGAAGAAGAAAUUCUAGACUCUGUUUAUGGAGCAGUAUUACAACAGUGCUACAGCAUGUACAAGCUCUUCAAUGGCACAUUCAACAGGGCAAUGGAGGCUGGUGGAGUGGAACUCCUUACUCAAAAGCUGGAAAAAUUCUUCUACAGGUAUCUGCAGACUCUUCACCUACAGACCUGUGACCUGUUGGAUGUGUUUGGAGGGAUCAGCUUCUUCCCCUUAGACAAAAUGACUUACCUGAAGAUUCAGUCGUUUGUCAACAGAGUGGAGGAGAGCUUGAGUCUGGUUAAAUAUACGGCCUUCCUCUAUAACGACCAACUCAUCUGGAGUGGACUGGAACAAGAAGACAUGCGUAUCCUGUACAAGUACUUAACGACAUCUCUGUUCCCAAGGCACUCGGAACCAGAGCUUGCAGGCAGAGACUCACCCCUAAGGCCAGAGGUCACAGGGAAUCUUCUACACUAUGGAAGGUUUUUGACAGGGCCAACUAAUCUCAAAGAUCCCGAUGCAAAAUUCAGAUUCCCGAGAAUAUUUGUCAACACAGAGGACAGUUAUGAGGAGCUGCAUCUGAUUGUUUAUAAGGCAAUGAGUGCAGCUGUGUGCUUCAUGAUAAGUGCAUCAGUAGAACUGGGCCGGGAGUUCUGUGAACAGUUGGACGGUCUGGUUGGUCCUCAGCUGACUCUGCUGGCCUCAGACAUCUGUGAACAGUACAACAUCAACAGGAGGCUAUCAGGGCCAGAGAAGGAGCCUCAGUUUAAGUUUAUCUAUUUCAACCAUAUGAACUUGGCCGAGAAGAGCACCAUUCACAUGCGCAAGACUGUCAGCGUCUCACUGACCUCUGUCCAUCCUGACCUCAUGAAGAUCCUGGGUGACAUCAACUGUGAUUUCGCCAGGGUGGAUGAAGACGAGGAAAUCAUUGUAAAAGCAAUGACCGAUUACUGGGUUGUAGGCAAAAAGUCUGAUCAGAGGGAGCUCUACGUCAUCUUGAACCAGAAAAAUGCCAACUUGAUUGAAGUGAAUGAGGAGGUGAAGCGGUUGUGUGCAACACAGUUCAAUAACAUUUUCUUCUUGGAUUGAAGAAGAGGCAGAUGAGAGGGAUGGAGAAAGAUCAGAAAAGAAAGUUGGACUAUUUCACUACACUAUAAACUGUCUGCUGUUCAAAUUAAUGACAGCAUCAGUGUAAUGCAAUAAUUGCAUUGUAAAAAAAAAACAAACAAAAAAAAAAACAACAAUUUU